UCAAUGGAGUGAAGACGUUUGUUGUGAGAUUUGUUUCCUAUUAUUUCGCCUUCCGUCGUUUAAUUAAUUCUGUGUGAUCAAAAUAAAUAGAUAGGAAAUAAAUCUUUUAUUACUUUACACAGAGUAUAGCUCAGAAUUUUUUUUCUAAGUGUCUAAAUGUAGUUUUAUUAGAAUGUUUUUCGAGCGUAUAUUGUUGUCUGUGUUCUGCCUUGGAAUAGAAGCAUUUCCCUUGGCUUUAUCUGAGGAGGUGGAGAUCAGGGAUGUAGCUGCAGAUAAGGGUACAAACGUGACGGUGCCCUGUGGCAGUCUAGACGCAGUACCACUGCCAAACGUGCAGUGGGUGCACAGGGGCAAUCGGACACACCAUGAAGUUUUGAACGACGGUAGCUUACUACUUAAAAAUAUAGGCGUAGAUGACGCAGGAUUGUACGAAUGCUCAGUGGAGAACGAGACAGCCUACGUCGAUAGAGUCAACCUCACAGUGCGGACGGAGCCGCCACCACUAGUGAACGUGACCGUCCACGCGUCCACCAUUCUGGCGCUGAUACUCUGGAAUGUAGCUGGUGAUGGUGGCCACCCCAUCAUAGACUUCACCGCACAAUACCGAUCGGCAGCACCUGUUAAUGGGACUCUAGAGCCCUGGAGGCCUAUCAGCCCUAACCACAUCAGUCCGAAUUCGCGCCAAGUAGACGUGUAUCACUUAGAUACCAACGCGUCUUAUUGGUUCAGAGUGUGGGCAACUAAUGCUUUGGGGCCCGGUCCACCGGUGGAGGUGCUGGCCACCACACUCUACAGCGACCAGGAGGCUGAGCUAUACAAGCACUUCUUCUCUGGCGCGGAGCAGUUCGACACACGGACGUGGGUGGCGGCGGUGUGCGUGGUGAUGGGCACGCUAGUGGUGCUGGCGGCCGGCACGUGCGCCGUGCUCUGCCGCGAGUGGCGCCGACACGACUACGUCGAAGAUCAAGACGUAAUGGAACUAGUGCCUAACAUAAUCCUGAACCCUGGUUUCAUGGAGAUGGACCCCAUCAGGCCGCGGGAGCCCCUUGCCUCCUCCAUCAUCAAGUCGACGGAGUGUCCUGGCCCUGGGAAACCGAGGCGUGUUUGAUUCUCGUCAAUACUUAACCUUAGGAUAUUCUAUCGCACCGAUUCCGGCCUAUUGUCAUGAUCGUGGGCGACACACGACAGAACUGUGGUGGUUGAUAAAAGCGUUAAUGUUUGGACUAUAACCAACCAAGAAUUGGGCUCAGUGGCCUGAAUUAUUUGCUGCUGCAUACACCAUUGUCAAAGGUUAAACAUAAAGAGAUAUUCUUUUAACCUUUGAGAACAUGGAAACUAAUUGCUUUGGCUCGUUCGUCAAUUUCAUUGAACCGCUUAGAAACGCUUUUAUUUCCAUCACGGAGUCUGUGCCAAAAUGUGUAUUUUGGAUGGAGAGGAGUACGUUUUUAAAUAUCAGUAUAUGACAUUAAUAUGCCUUGCCUGAUGCCUUUAAUUUGUGGCUAUUGGUUAAUCGUGUGAGAGAUACAAAAAUCGAUUGUAUAGCGCCAAUAUUACUUUCAUCUGACGAUAUUUGAAAACGGCUCACAAACGCUAGGGUAAAGAUGGACAUAUCAAAGCAUGUUUCGUUUAAUUAGCCGAUCGGAGCGAUAGGGUAGCCGGGUUAAAUAGGGCACUCGAGUUUCUCAAAAGUGAUGAACAAACAUCUCUCCUGUAUAAUGUCCGUAGGCGCUAAUGUAUAUUUAUAAAUCUGCAUGUCAAUUAUAAAUAUAAAAAUGCUCAUUAAAAUUAUUAAAUUACGUCUGACAAACGUCACCAAUGACAGCUGUCAACGAGAAAAGAUAAUUCAUUAGAUUGUUCGUUUAAAAUGUUUGUGAAAUAUUGUAUUUUACGAUAAGCUUGUCAUACUUUUGAGAAACAGUGUUGCCACUAAAGCAAAUAAAAUGCUUGUAACUAAUCACUGAGAGAGAUCAUUUCUAGUUUUGUAAGCGUUUCGUGUUUAACCGUAGUGGUGGUUGCCAUAUACAAAUAAGAAUAACGUAGUGUUCGCUAUGAUAUUGUACACGUUUGUUUCUAAGAACUGAUGCUUGCAUUUACUUUUUAUACAUUUACACGUAUUCGCCGUAAGUCUGACACGGACGCUUUAUUUUAUAAUUGUAGCUUAUAGGGGCGGUAACAUGUAGUUGCUUGGUCUGGUUUGAUCUCUCGAAAUAGCAGGAGAAUGUGAUGGAAAAUUGUUUUAUUAAAACGUUAAAAGAAAUUACUAUACCGAAACAAUCCUUGUACUUUGUACCUACAACCUGACCAAGCAGUAAUAUUUUGUACGGCACUAGCUACGUGUUACCAUUCCUAUAAAAUAGUCUCCAUUCUGGCAACCCCAAAAUCUGUUUGAAAACUUUUUUAGGAAACAUAUUGCUUAACGUUCAAUAUUGUUAAUGUUGCUAGCUAUAGUGAUAGAAUAUUUUUAAUUAUAUAUAUAUUUUGCUAUAUUUUAGAUGAUAUUUUUAUAACGAGGAUCUCAUGUAUUUAAGACACUUAACAUUUUAAUAUUGAAAUGUCGGUUUAUUUUCUAUUUAUUUGUGAUUUUGAACGCUGUGAUUAUUGUGUUUUCCGUAAAUUGAGUUUUUUUUGUAAUGUAAGCUAAGGGAUAAGUGUAAAUAUUUUGAUAUAUAUAUCGUACGGAGACUGGUGCAAUGGUAUUGAAUAAUAUAGUUAGUAUUUAUGUAGUGGCGUAAUAUAAGCUUACUUGUGGGAGCGCCCAGUGUAGCGUAGCUAAGGUACACUGCUUUGUUGAAAGUUUUAAUAAAUGACAAUAUAGUAGUGGUUGUAUUACCCGUGUUAUGUCCUGCGACACUUGAAGGCAAUGAUGCGAAAGACUGGGCCAGCUUUGUAAGCACCAUCGGUAUUCUUCAAGUAUUCUUAAAAACAUUUUUAGCCAUCUGACAGCUGUCAACUGUGACAGCUAUCUCGAAAAUUAAAAAAAUAUUUGUUUGUCUGUGGAAACGUUCAUUCAUAAAAAUAUAAAAGUAAAGCUAUAGGUAGUAGUCCCAAUAAUGCUUACAAAGGCUGGUUCACAGAAUUGUCGUGAUAUGUUCGUGACGUUACGACAGAUAUAAACUAAAAGUUGAUGUUAUAACAUUGUUGUGUAAGUGUAAAGCUGUUUAUUUUUGUAUACGGCCUGUAUACAUAUCAGGGGAGCCUUAGGAUGUACAGAGAUAUACAUAGAUAUUUAUUAAAAUAACAAAUUUUAAACUUCCUUCCGAUCUUUGUGCUUGCACGCUUAGUUAAAACCGUUUUAAAAUAUCACUUAAAUAAGGAAAAUCUGGCCGUUGUUUAUAUUACAAGAUCAAUUUAAGACUAUAUUACCUUAAGUUAUUAUUGUGUAACUGUUUUAUAUUUUUUUUUAUAUAUAAUUAGAUAUUAUAUAAUAGAAUUUCAAGAUUAUAUAUUGUAGUAUAUAUUCGUUCCUAAGCGUGCAAGUAAGUAAGUUUCCCUUCUUCUUAGCUCAUUGCCUUUCUGUGCUCUCACUACCUUUCUUGUCUAUUCUUGCACUCUACUAUAAAAUAAUUAUAUAUUUGCCAAUAUUAAAAGUCUAUAUCGAAACAAUUGUGUGAUGAAUAGGAUUUGGAAACUAUAAUGCUAUCGAUGGAUUAGUUGAAUUGAAAGAAACUAGAAAAGCAUUUAUUUUGUUUCGGUUUAAAGAAAAUGUCUUUUAUCGUUAGGUUAGGUUACCUUACCUUACCUUAAAAUAUCAAUAAAAUAAAACUCCACCAAGGCUUACAGGGAUAAGAAUCCAAAUUGGCCAUUCAAAUCCUAUUCUUCAUGCUGUAACGGGUAUUCCUACGAAGUUGUGGUUGCUUCAGAAGAACUAGUUUAUAAGUGGUUAGAACUCCGCACGUAUUGUAUGAAGUUGCGUUUUCAGGUGCUUUUUAAAAAUAGUAGCAAAAUGUUUUGUUUUUCAGUAUUUUUCAGACAAUUCUUAUUAUGGAAAUAUAAAGUUUACAAUAAUGAAUAAAACCAAGUACGCUAAACUUUUUACCCAUUUAAGUAGAACAACAGGGUAACCUAACUCUAUGCGGGUUAUGUUAAUAAUUUGAACUUAUGACAACCAAGCUCAUAAUGCUCACUAGCGCCAUCUCGUGAUCGCAAAUUUUGAAAACUCCAACUUUUACAAAUACUGGUAUAUUGGUCAUUCUCACAUACGUACGGGGUUCCAACAGACGAUUGUGUCCGUCAUACGUAUCAAUGUGCUAUCUAUGUCAAUUAUGUGACUGUCUGUCUGUCUGUUGUGUCGUAUUGCGUUCCUGUCUGCACGCCUUCACGCCUUGCAUCUAAACGAGAUUGUGCUUGUAUAACAGUUAUGACUUAUGAGCCAUAUUUUUACUGUGUUCAAGUUUCAUCAAAAAUUGUCAAACAAUUUAAACAUAUUUAACUACUAUUUGCUAUAAAAAGAUCCAUUUCGCCGGGUGUAAUACAAGCACAAGUUCGAGUGUCGCAAGUACGCGCACUACUCCAUGCUCUUCCUUUCAAAUUAUAUUUAUUAACAAAUGAUUGAUAUUUUUGUAACAAAUACUGUAUUCAAUUAUUUACAACAUAGCCUUGUGUUGUGAACUUGUGAGGACUAAUCGCAAACUAUAAGAAAUAAAUAUUUAUCGUCAAGUAGUGGCAAUCCUAGAACCUAUGAACCGUCCGCGUAUAAUAGAGGGCGCACAUUACAGACUAAUCGCAAUUUUAACUUUAAACCUCCUGCAAAAUCUUGCGACUAUCUUCUCCCUUGUCUCGUAAUGCGUAGCUCUCGUUAAAAUCUAAAUGUGUUUUCUUCUUCUCUUUGAAAUCUUAAUGUAUUCGCCAGGAGAAUGACUCUCUAACGAGUUGAUCGUGUUGCUACAUAGUACGGCUUGUAGCAAUAUCUUGUAAUUUUUAAUGAAACCGGCUGUUUGUCAAUUGUCGUUUUUGGGUUGAUGGGAAACAUUUAAUUCUAUUAGGCUAGAUCAAAAGUAAAUAAUUAUUUUAUGUUGUUUUCUUUUCAAUGAUUUCUAUCGCUUAAUCAUUUGUAUUCAUUUUCCAUAAUAUUGGAUUUCUAUGUUCGUUAUAUAACUAAGUAAUUCAAAAAAGAAAUCCUCCAUUUUAUUUGGUUUAUUGACUUUAUAUAAAUGUUAAUAUACCAUCAACUCAAGUCAUCGGUGACAAACGACCUCGCCUAAUGAAUGCGUGUAGUCUAGUUAUAAUGGUUGUUAGACUAAGUGUUGUCCUAGACUAGAUGUUGACCGCUAGCGUAGAGGGCGCGAACGACGGAUUGAAGACUGCCAACCUACGGGAAAAGGUAACUUGAAAAUACAGGCAAAUGCAUCAAUAUUCAGUUAAGUUGAAAAAUAAAGUAAAUGUGCUGAUGAAAUGUGAUCUUAGGAUGAAAGAUAUUGUGUGUAAAUGGUUGUGACGACGGCUUGUGGUCUGUUUGUUGAUGCAAUUGUCUGAUAGUGUGUGCGGUGUCUUGUAUGUAGGUAUGUUGAAUGUUGCGCUUCUGAUUUUUCAUUUUUUGAAAAGUCGUGGUUUCGUCGUUUUUAUACGGAUAGGUUUUUCUAAAGCUGGUUUAUUUGGGUUUGUGUGUAAAUGGCUGGAAAUUAUUUCUAAAUUAAUGAAUCGAAGAGCCACAAGCCACUGCCAAAAGCAUGUGUUGAUACUGCAUCUUGUUUAGUCUGCGAUGUUUUCUUGCAUGCCACUUUGCAUUGUGCCUACUUUAGUUAUACACAUGUUCGUUUGUACAAAUUCUGUUUUUGCUCGCCCAUUCUCGAUCGAAUGACAGGUUCCUAAAUCGAUCGCAAAUGGUUAUUGGUCACAAAAAAGCAAUGCAUGAUUAGUAAUAAAUAAAUGUCUGAUCUAUAAAUGUGGAUUUCAUGUUAUUCUGUCUGUUCAGUUCUGUGCACUUGUAGAUUUAAUUCUCGUACAAAAGACGUAAUAUAUGUUAUUAUAGUGAUAUAGUGCUUAUUGCGGAUUCGUAUUAAUAAUUAUAUGAAUCUUCGAAUUUAUAUGACAAGUGUUUGUUAAGCUAAGGAUAGGUACAAAUAUAAAAUUGAAUAUUUUCUGUAUAAAGUGAGAUUUGGCGUCCCUUGGGGCGCUUGUGUAGUAUAAAGUCAACACCUAAAAAGCUUUUUAAUUAUAAUCUCUUUCGACAGUGAACGCUUACCAGUUAUAUGCUAGUAUUAGGGCCUAAGCAGACUUUAUUCGUCACUGAUCUAGUGAAAAUAAAACUUCAGCACAAUUUGUUUCAAUUCUAUUUCAGAAGCAUAUAAACAAUGUCUAAAAACAGUUUGUCCAUGUCCUUAGCUUGACAUAUACUUACUAUCGGCAUAUAUAUCUCGAUUUACUUUAUAUUAAAGUAAUAAUUACCUUAGGUUAAGAUUGCCUUUUAUAAAAUUAAGCACGUCCAGACGGUGAGGGCAGCGAAUCGUUUAGUUUUUCGCUAAAUAUUUAAUUCAUAAGUGAUCGUGUCAUAAUAAAUGAAUAUAAGCUGGAUA
Molecule: messenger RNA, 6512 nt
Organism: Spodoptera litura
Lineage: Eukaryota; Metazoa; Arthropoda; Insecta; Lepidoptera; Noctuidae
Product: contactin-3
Molecular function (GO): protein binding
Source: RefSeq, a predicted model, not a curated record